GAAUUUACUUAGCCAGCUGCUUGCUUGACAGAGGAAACAUGGCGUCUCAGUGCAGCCUCUCUUCCAUAUUUCCUAUCCAAAGUCAGCUGGAUUGCGCAUUAGAUGAAGCUACGACACAACACGAGAAAGAAAAUCUUGUCUACCAGUAUCUGAAAAAACUAGACGAGAGAGAGGAUCUGAAGAUACCCGAUUUCCAGACAGGCUUGGAAUGGCUGAACACGGAGGGGCCUCUGUCUUUGAACACGGAGCUGACUGGUAAAGUGGUGCUGUUGGAUUUCUUUACUUACUGCUGCAUCAACUGCAUGCACAUCCUGCCUGACCUGCAUCAACUGGAGAAGAAGCACUCUGUCAAAGAUGGACUGGUUAUCAUUGGUGUGCACUCGGCUAAAUUCCCCAAUGAAAAGGUUGUGGCCAACGUCCGCAGCGCGGUGCUCCGCUAUGACAUCUGCCACCCGGUGGUGAACGACAGCGAGGCGUGCCUCUGGCAUGCACUGGAGGUGUCCUGCUGGCCCACGCUGGUCUUACUGGGCCCUCGUGGCAACCUGCUUUUCUCCCUGGUGGGCGAAGGCCACCGCGACAGGCUGACGCUGUUUACCGACAGCACACUCCGUUACUACAGGGAGCAGGGUCAGCUGAAGACUCACUCAGUGGGAAUCAAGCUGUACCGAGACUCCCUGCCACCCAGCGCCCUGUCCUUUCCUGGGAAAGUGGCCAUAGACAACAGCAAGAAAAGACUGGCUGUAGCAGACACUGGGCAUCACCGAAUUCUGGUGGUGUCCACGACCGGACAGCUGUUACACGUCAUUGGAGGGCCUGAAAUUGGGAAGCAAGAUGGCAACUUGUUCGAAGCUUCCUUUAACUCCCCUCAGGGUGUAGCCAUUAAAGGUGACACCGUGUACGUGGCCGACACAGAAAACCACCUGAUCCGAAAGAUUGACCUGUUAGAGGGAAGAGUCAGCACACUAGCUGGAGUGGGCUCUCAAGGCACAGACAAAGCCGGUGGGGCCACAGGACCUCAGCAGCCGAUCAGCUCUCCUUGGGAUGUGACUCUUGGCACUGCCGGUGGUGUUGAAGAUAACGUGCUGUGGAUAGCCAUGGCAGGAACCCACCAGAUCUGGGCUCUGUUCCUAGCAGAUGGGAAAUUGCCCAAAGGAAGCGAGUCCAAAGCCGGGACGUGCGUGCGAUGGGCAGGCAGCGGCAGCGAGGAGAACCGAAACAACUCCUACCCCCACAAGGCUGGCUUCGCUCAGCCUUCGGGUCUGGCUUUAGCCCCGGAGGAGCCCUGGAGCUGCUUGUACGUGGCUGACAGUGAAAGCAGCACCAUUCGCACGCUGGGCCUGAAGGACGGAGCUGUGAAGUUGCUGGUUGGUGGAGAGAGAGACCCAAUGAACCUUUUUGCUUUCGGGGAUGUAGAUGGGAAAGCGGUUGAUGCCAAGCUGCAGCAUCCUCUCGGUGUUGCCUGGGCUCCUGAACAAAGCCUGCUCUAUGUGGCCGACUCCUAUAACCAUAAGAUCAAGGUGGUCGAUCCAAAGACAAAGCACUGUAGCACAUUAGCAGGGACCGGAGAGGCUGGAGAUACUGUGGGCCCUGAAUUUAAUAAAUCCUGCUUCAAUGAACCUGGAGGGAUCUGUGUUGGAGACAGCGGCAAGCUUCUCUAUGUGGCCGAUACCAACAACCACCAAGUCAAAGUGCUGGAUCUGGCCUCCAAGACCGUUUCACUGUUCCCCAUCUCCUUAGACUGCACAGACGCUCUACCUUCAAAGCUUUCACCUCCUGCCAAAGCACCCAUCUUGCCGAAAUCAGCUCCCCGGAAAGAAAUGCCAGCAGUGGCAGUGUCUGCAGGCCAGACUCUCAUCAUGUCGCUCACGCUUUUGCUUCCUGAAGGAUCCAAAUUGACUGAAGAGGCACCCAGCUGCUGGGCUCUCUCAGCUGAGGGUUGCGAGUGGCUGCUAGAAAGUCCUGUGAUUAUAGGCGACAUCGUGGAUCUGUCGAAGCCCCUCUCCAUCUCAACCAAACUUCCAGCUGUUAUAAAGGACUCAAACGGCAAUCCAAGCCUCACUUUGGCGGUGUGGGUCUACUACUGUAUGGAAACCGGUAAAGCCUGUAUGAUGAAAGCUGCCUCCUUCACCCAGCCUCUUCAAAUAAGUGCCAGUCCCAAAGAAGAAGAGAUCACUGUGGCGUUGUCUCAUGCCUUCUAAAACCUCUUACCUGUCUUAGUCCCGACGGCCACAGGAUCAACACGGCGCCGAUAACUCCAGCUCCUGUGUUGUUUGUUUUUGUGGAACAAGAAAACAUGGAUUGUUUCUUACUGUCACUUUUAACAAAAAUGCAAUUCAAACAAACCGGAUUUUGGGAGGAAUUUCAUUUCAAACUACUCAGAAGCCCCCCUAAUGCAUCAGUGCUGUAAUGUUCUUGACUUUGUAUGACAGUUAUUGAUAGGAAUGCAAAUAGUUGUAUAAAGGCAGUUGAGCACAACUGCAGCCUGGUGGUACAGAUGGAGAUGGUAAAUUUAUGCCACAGAUUCCUAGGACUGGCUGUAAUGACUAGCUGUAAAAAAAACAAAACAAAAAACAAAAAACAAAACUCUUAUUAUUUAUAAAUUAAAAGUUACUUUCAUAUUUAUAAAACACUGUCACAUGACUAAAUGGAAGCAGAAAUGAAAGAUAUAUUGAUUUAAUUAGAAACAACCUGACUGGCAGUUGUUGAUGAUGGUGUCACUGAUGAAUGGAAACCAGCUUCAUAUUUUCACUGACCCACCAGAUGGAUGGAACACAACCGUUUGCAUUCGGAUGUUGUGAACCGUGUUUCUUUUCCCACAACUUUCCACGAAGCAAUUCUUGAAAAAUGUAUGCUUUUGAAAAAUUAGUGGAAGCUUUCUUUUGUGUUUGUGUUUAGAACCAUUUCUCAUGAAAAUUAAUGGCAUUUCUUUCAGUCCCAUGGGUAAUUACAUUGUUGGAAUUUUUUUUUUAAAGGUAGAAAAUUUAAUGGAGCUGAUCUGUGAUUCUGAUGAGAAAAUGUUUAAUUCUGCCUUUGCUCACACAGGGUUGGCUUUUGUAUAGUAAUAACCAGCAAUGGCCAGUUUCUCAAAAAUGUGAUUUUGAAAAUAGUUUUUCAUGGCAGGAAACUAAAAAUCUGAAACCUUUACUUUAAUCUUGAGAGGCUGAUGAGAGGUUUUCGAUGCAGUAACGCAGGAAAUCUCCUGGCGCUUCACAAUUGGAUCACAUUCACAGAGCCACAAAGUAUGAUAUACUUUGGUCACUAUGUGACUACUUGCUACUUUCAAAACAUAGCGUAUUUGUAAUGAUCCAUAAUUAAAAUAAACAGAUGAAUUUACCUCCAUUAUCUUUGCUCAUGCUUGUGUUGAGAAUUGGGUUUUAAAUUUAUGAUUAUUGACUUUUCUGCGUUGAAAUAAUCUUUUUGAGAUAAUCAUGAUGCAUCUAAGAAUCCAUUUCUUCAACAACCCCUACUAUGCAAAAACUCACUUUUUUUAUUAUCAUAUAUAUAUUACAGAUGUACAGCUUCAGAAUAUUAAUUCACAUGCUGACUGCUUUAGUCAUUGAGCUUGGAGGGAGCCUUGAGAUGCUCUAUUAAAGCUUCAAAUAUUUGUCUACAUUCAUGUAUGUGUCACCACAGAAGUUCAGUCUGUAAAAGAUUAAGCUCACAGCCGAAGGCUACUGUGUCUCCUGCUUCACACUUUUGACUAUGAUUAUUCCUGACACAAGGAGCUCUUUUGAUUUAGACCAAAUUAAAUAUUGCUGUUAUCUAAGUAAUGAAUAAAGUGCCUGUUUUUAAUAAGGGGAAGCGACAUCCUGAACUGAUGACACUGACUGACUGCUGUCUGUGCACUAGGAGGGAUACCGUAAUAAGAAAGUCUUAUUAAAGCCUCUCUAUCAAGCACUCUACACUCUAAUAGAUGUUCUAAUAAUGCUUUACUGUAAUAUGUUGUGUAAUAUAAUAUGAUAAUGUGGGCAUUGUUGUUGUCAUUUUCCCUUAUUGGUUUUCAGACUUAUGAGCUUUUGUGAGAAACGGGCCUGAGAGUGCUUUGAUAAUCAUCGCUGUCAUCACGUCUCACAUCUUAAUUGUGCUUGUCAGACUGUUUUUAUUUGGUUUGGAUCACUCGGCCCAAGUGCCUUGCAAGGACGUGUUACCGAAUGGAUGGCACAAAACCGAUGACACUUUAACUGAUUCAAAAGCAAUAACAGUGUAUUCCUGCAGUGGGACAAACAUUUUAUUCCCACAAGUUAUUUAUUUCAAAUGAACGGUGAAAGUUUUUGCCAGUGUUUUCUCAGCUCUGCUAUCCCUCUGGCAUUUUUUUAAUGAUCAGUAAUGAGCUUGAGUGGCUGCUGGUUCCUCAUGUUGUUGUUUUUUCUCAUUUGAGUUCUUCUCACCGAUCUGCCUUUUCAGGCACAUUUUGGCAUCCCUUCAGGGACCUUGUUAAUACAUCUGCUUCUCAAUGCUGCACUUUAAGAUGCAACGGAGGAAACUAAUAAAACAUUUUUAUCUAG
Messenger RNA from Scatophagus argus, 4505 nucleotides. RefSeq names its product NHL repeat containing 2 (gene nhlrc2). The transcript has 12 exons. Gene Ontology annotation, molecular function: protein binding. Lineage: Eukaryota; Metazoa; Chordata; Actinopteri; Scatophagidae. The record is from RefSeq and is a predicted model, not a curated record. Bases 39 to 2198 code for a protein of 719 amino acids.